CAUACAUAUGUCUUCGUAGAAUCCCAUGUUAAGAAUGACCGAGACACAGAGAAGUACAGCCACGUGUUAUCCAAUGAUACACGAUACCGCGAAAAUAUUCGCGGUUCUAACCGGCAAAUCAUGCCAUCCGGAAUCACGAGAACACAGCAUACUUCCCAGCGAAUACAUGAAGCAGAUGCUCAUGAGCUGUCAGGAGAGGAUCGGUUAUUUGCUGAAACCAGAUCGCAGUAUUGACGUACGAUCUUUGUCUGAUCAUUGCGAGAGCCAGUGUUUCGAGGUUUCACCCCGCAUCCUCCUCUUUCAACAAUUCGUGCCGGGCGACGUGUACAACACGACGCUCACGAUUCGGAACGUGACGAAAGCGUCGCGGCACUUGAAGAUCUCUCGUCACCCAGAUCCUUUUUUCUCCGUGGAAUAUAACGGAUCGAUUUGCCGUGGCAUGAUAGCACCAGGUCUCGUUCACGUCUAUAAUGUUAGAUUCAGCCCGAUGGAAAAGCGGGAUUACGAAUAUUGCAUCGCAUUCGUCAGCGACGUCGAGGUAUUCGCGGUACCAGUAAUCGGUGAAAUUAAUAUUGUUCCAGCGAUCGGCCCGAGACCGAUCUUAGAUAUUCCUGAUCGAAUCGAGAUACCGGAAACUGCGGUGAAAAUUCCCUCGUCGAAGACUAUCGCGGUGCGUAACGUGGGCGAUGCGCCGGCAAUCUUCAAUUUUUGCGUAAACAAUCCGUAUUUCUCCGUCGAGCCGUCGAAGGGUAUGCUAAGCAAAGGAGAGAUGAUGCAACUCACUGCGAAGUUUUUAUCCGAGAAAUCUGGCGAUCUUGAAGCAGAUCUUUUUCUUAAUUACGAGUCAGGAGAGAAAUUUUGCUUGACGUUGCGGAGCUCGGCGAUAAAUUGCACGAUCCAGAUUGAGAGAGACAGUAUCAAUAUGGAGGAAACUUAUUUAAGCUUGUCUAGAAGCAAGAUCUUGACUAUUCACAAUAGAAGCGACUACAUCGUGAGAUUUCAAUGGAUGCGUUUCAAAGACACCGAUACGGAUACACAGCGAAGAGAGGAAUACGAAAGAUUGUUUCAACUGGUGUACGAUAUGGAGGUGGUGCGACACGUCAAUCUCGUUUAUUACAAUAUUUGCCAGCCGGAUAUUCACGAGCUCGUUUGCCAACGGAUUUACGCCGACGAGAUUGCUUCGCUGAAGAAUGAAAACUUCCGUUAUAAUCAUACGUCGUUCCUUCUCAUGCCUGAGAGUGGUGAGAUUUGGCCGCAAUCCACCGCAGACAUUACAGUGAUUUUUCGAGCCACGAAAGUGGGAGAAAUAUCGAACGCCGCUUAUCUUGAGGUGACCGGUCGCGAGGACAGGAUACCCCUGAGCCUCCGCGGAACCGGCAAGGGACCAGUUCUCUAUCUCAAUGUGAUCACGAUCGACUUCAAGAAUAUUUUCCUGUGCUCCGUGCACAAUUACGAGAUUGUGGCGGUGAAUAAGGGACACAUUUGCGGUACGUUGAUUUAUAAAGCAAAACCGACAGACUUUGGGGGCGCUAUUAAUGUCACCCCAUCUGCUUUAACGCUGAACCCGGACGAGUACAAGUCAUUCAACUUAUCAUUCUCUUCAAACCGAAAGGGAGACUUCGUGGAGCGAGUUGACUUCGUAAUUAAAGAGAGUUUGGAAGUAGUGUCUUUGCAUGUCAACGUAUCCGUGAUGAAAGAUGGCGAUCAAGCGCCUAUUACUCGUGAGGAAUUCGCCAGAUCUGAGGCGAAACCAAGUUUCCCGAGUAAUCCUCGCGAGUUUACGAUCGAUCCACACAAAGGAGUGGUGCAAGCGCAUAGUUCACUCCAAUUAAACGUGACCUAUACAGCGAAUGUGGCUCGAUGUGGACGGUCAAUUAUUCGAGUCGAUAUGUGGGAUUCGGAUUCGGAUCCAGUAAUAUUACCGAUCUGGUUUUGUGGUGUCAUUCCUUCUCUUUCGAUUAAUCCCGCUGAGAUCUCCAUUCGAUUCUGUUUCAUCAAUUUCCCUUAUUCUCGUUCAAUUAACGUGGGGAACAAGUCCGAUUUGGAUGGAUACUUUUGCAUAAUACCGCAGAUGGUAUCUGAGGAUAUGCCCGUAAUAUAUUCAUUAUCAUGCUAUCAAGGUUUCUUAAAGGCGCGACAGUCGAAGACGAUCAGUGUCUCGAUUAUUACAAAAGUUUUGGGCAGACAGACGAUUACAUUAAAUAUGCUAACGAUGGGUCAGCAAGCUCCUGUUGCAGCUUGUUCGAUUAUAUGUAACGGUCAGGGACCAGUAAUAUCUGUACAACCUAAUUACCUGAAUUUCGGAGAGUCAGAGGUGCUUCGAAAGAAAAUCAUGAAUUUUCGUAUCAUUAAUGACUCGCCGAUAUCUGCACAAUUCAAGAUAACAAGUAAGAAAAAUUCGUCAUGGCUCGUUAAACCAUCUUCCGGCGAGGUUGGACCAAACGAAUCUGCAGAGAUUGAAGUUGAAAUAUUUCUACGCGAUGCUGGUAAAUACUCUGGCAACAUAAUCGUGCACAUUCUCAACAGUCGAUCGAUUUCUAUUAACGUGGUAGCGACAGGAACCGGUUGCAGCAUUAUUUUCGAACCACAGAUAUUUCCAAUAUUUAAUAUGGGUUUUCUCUUUAGUCAUCAAGAUCAGAGUCUGCCAAUAACUAUGAAAAAUCUCGGUACUCAUUCUUAUCAAAUAAUAUGGUCGAACGUGCCGGAAGUGCGUAUUCAAAGAAAUCAUUGUCGCUCAACCAGCAAGUUUCGAAUUGAACCAAAUUCUGUAGAGGUACCAGCCAGUGGUUCGAAUAUAGUUCAAUGUAAAAUACAUUGGAACGUACAAUCUUCAAUAUUAUUGAGAAACGUCUUUUCACAUUACAGAAACGAAGUCCUGACAGAAAAUUGGUACAUAUUCGGACAGAUUUACGGGAAAGGCAAACGGGAACUUGUAGGAAUGUCCACGUUUAAGGCUACUUUUACGAAGCCACAAAUCGCGUUCGAUAAGAGAGAAUUGACAUUUCGCAUCGAUAUGUAUCCCGAAGAAGACUCGCAAGAUACAGAAACUUUAAUUAUAUCACGCGAUAACAUUAUUAUAUUGAGUAAAAUAAUAAUAAUACCACCGAUUUCCUGGCUUUUAGACGAACUGGUCGUAACAAAUCAAUCACAGUUGAAUUUAAACGUCCAACUAUACGUGAAAUCUCCAUUUUAUUUGAUAAAAGACCAGGAAGUACUUGUAUGCAAAAGGAAAAUUGUCCUGAUGGGCGGGACCACCACGAUAAUUCCAGUAAAAUUCUUGCCCAAUGUAAAUCCCGAUAAUCCUUAUUCGAAAAGUUAUAGCGGUGUUCUCUGGUUCAAAUAUUACGAGCAUCCUAACAAGGACAAGAUUCGAUGUAGGGGUACCGUGAACUUUCCGAAUAUCACGUUGCUUUGUAAAGAUUUGAUAAUUAAUUGCAUUUCGGGCUCAAGCGCCGAGGAAACUUUGAGGAUGACUAAUAAUGGGCCAGUUCCUGCGAUGUACAAGUUUCUCUGGGCCGGAGAGAGCAUCGAUAUUCAACGUCAAGUGCACAAUGUUGGAGUAAAUUUGAAUAGAGAAAGUUCAGCAGUUCGUGAAAAUGGAAAUGGAACUACGAAAAUAUUUGCCGCAUCCACUUCAACAUUACGUGUACUGCAAAAAUCGAAGUUAGAUGAAUUGUUAGGAAAAAUUCAGUCAGAAACGCUGGACGAAACGCUUGAAAAAUUAAGAAGCACUUUUCCAUCGACGACCGAAAUGUGCUUGUCAUGCUUGAAGAAUCCAGAAAUUCUUGCUCUGAUGGAUCCCGAUUUCGAAUUGAAGGAGUUGCUUGAUGAUGUUCGUCUGCUUUUCUACUUACAUGUUAUCCAGAUACUUGAUAUCGUCCCGCACGAAGGAAUUCUCGUUCCAUACUCUUCGCAACGUGUGCGCUUCAUCUUCCGUGGUUCUGAACCCAUGCAAGUGAAAGCUGUUGCGCUCUGCGAGAUUUUUCAGGGACCUACUGAAGUAGUAAAUGUAUUCGCUAGUGCGGACAACGUUCGAUACUCCGUUGACAGGCAAAUUAUCGACUUCGGCCAAAAGUUGUUCGGCGAACAGUGUCAGUCGAGCUUUAUCUUGGAGAACCAUAGCGGAAUAUGCCUGAACUACGAGAUACACGAGAGGGAUUUAGAAUCCGACACAGAAAAAAGUGACUCCGCAAUCAGUGCGUUAACAGUCGAGCCGAAUAAGGGACUACUGGAUCCUUUAUCGUCAAUGAAAAUCAGGAUAGAGUUCCAACCGACAGUGCACGGCGCUUUCCAGAUUGAAUUCGAGCUACAGGUGGCUAAUGAAGAUCCGUUGAUCCUUAUUGCAAAAGGCGUCACGAGUUAUCCACAAAGUAUCCCCUGCGUCCCACGCGACGAUAUUUUUAAGCAACAUUCCGCAGAAUUAGGACAUCAGCGAUCCAAUUACUAACUUCGGAUUACAUCGCGAUGGUAUACAAAAUUCUACUUCGCAUCGAGAAUGCUCGCGAUUAUCCCGUGGAAUUGUCUUGGCAUCAGCUCGACAGGUGAUCGUCAUGACAUUAAAAUAAAUCGGGAAUCAGCCGGGUGGUCAUGAAGAAAGAGAAAAAUCAACAAGAAAGGACUCUACGCAUUUGCGGUGGGAAUUGCCACGUAAAAACAUCGCACUAUUUUCGAACUCCGCGAUAACAGCGUAAGGGCGAGGGUGCGAUAGGUGAAAUGGCGUGGAACGUACUUUACUGAAUAAACCGACGGCGUUGCAGUCUUUUUCUGGAGGAGGAGCGACUCGCCGAGGCUCUGACUCGUUACUACGGGGUUGAAGAAAUCCUAUUAUCAUCUCGAGAACUCGGCGAGAGAAUGCCGUCGUUUUUAAUGGAAUUCUAUAAUAGCCUCGUGAGUGAGUGAGAUGGCGUACGCCUUGUCAACGGAAGCAAUCGAAAAGGAAAGUGUCCCCGCACUGAACGAUAUAUACCCGUAUAAUUGCUGUUUGUCCACCUUGCAAAAAAAAGUAAAAAGAAUCAAAAGAAUUGAAGAAAUGCAAAUUUAGCUCUGUGAAGUUGGCACAGAUAUUAAUAUUCCUUUUCUCUGUUCCAUCUAAUCCUUUUUCUGUUAGAACAUAUUAGUAAUUAAACGUUCAUUUGCGGGGAACAUAUAUUCUAUAUCCUGAGAAACCGACGAUUAAGAUUGACAGAAAAUGUAUGCUUAUUAAUUAAAUCGUCUAUUACAUAAUAAAUAGCAAAGACAUGUACAUUUUUAUAAAAUUUCCAAAUGUUAGAAAAAUUAUGUUACUCUAUACCAGAUGUCUAUUCAAACAUUGUUGGCAAAUGUCGCAAGUCUCCGAGUAAAAAGGAUGCAGCCGCUCGCUGUCAUCACUUUGGUCACGCGCGCCGCACCAAGAGAGGUAAUUUUCAUCAUCCUUCGUGUCCGAAAUCGCUGCAACUGUAUUCAUCUAAAAUUACACAUUAAAAGUUACGCACAUAGAAUUACAUGCGAGAUAAAAAGCGCAAUAUAUUACUCAACCUGUUUAUUCUCCCAGAUAGCCAAGUCUGCCGAAAGCAGAUGAUGCUAACUAUCUGCUAUCAACUAUUGCCAGCCAAAAGA
Molecule: messenger RNA, 5595 nt
Organism: Ooceraea biroi (clonal raider ant)
Lineage: Eukaryota; Metazoa; Arthropoda; Insecta; Hymenoptera; Formicidae
Product: hydrocephalus-inducing protein homolog
Biological process (GO): axonemal central apparatus assembly; cilium movement
Cellular component (GO): axoneme
Source: RefSeq, a predicted model, not a curated record